This is a messenger RNA of Pungitius pungitius (ninespine stickleback), 5882 nucleotides long. It is a transcript of the gene slf2, whose product is annotated as SMC5-SMC6 complex localization factor 2. The coding region runs from base 241 to 4932 and encodes 1563 amino acids. The transcript is spliced from 21 exons. The record is from RefSeq and is a predicted model, not a curated record. NCBI's taxonomy places the organism in Eukaryota, Metazoa, Chordata, Actinopteri, Perciformes, Gasterosteidae.
UGGUCGAUUUGCCUGUCGGCGGGAGACAUUCAUAUUGCCGAGAUGAUUUUAACAUUGGAUUUCUGAGCUUGUUAUUGUCGCUGUCUGUGGUUGAAGACAGUCGGACUACGCCUCAAAAUGAGAAGAGCGGCAGAAAAUCAAAGAAACACUCUAAUAUUUCCCCCCCCGCGAGUGAUACAGGGAAGGCCCUUGUAUUCCAGCUCUUGACCCCAUUUCACAUCGUUAUUCCAGGAGACUCCAAUGAAACCCUCUGAGCACCUUAACGGGCUUUCUCACCCACCUCCCAGGACAAUGUUGCCACUUCGUAGUCCUGGGAUGUGGGACAGACUUGGUCCAUCUAGGCACCCUAUCCCACCACAGCAACCUCUUUCAACACGGCACUUUCUUCAACCUACGGGACCAAUCCAUUCUCCAGGGUUUGUCCCAAGCAGCCCAUCUCACAUUGGCUCCCCAGUGAAUCGGCCCCACCCCCUGGCAGGUUGCAGAUUGGCCCCUCUGCAGAACCAACACCAUCAACCUCCGCAGUCUCUCUGCUCAUCGAGGUCUGAUCCUGUCAGCACGACUAACAGUGGUACUACAGCGUUUCCUCAGUUCAUGAAGGAUUUAAGUAACCACUCCCUGUCGUCCCACAUCAGGAGAGAGCAAGGGACUGAAUCCAAGGUCACUUUGUCAUACUCGGGAAGUAAAAAUGUAAUACCACAAAGGCAAGCGUCAAGCAAGGAUCAAUCCAGUGAUGUGCGGAGUUCCAUAGAGACAGUCGAGCUCCGCAGGCCCCCUAUGAGCCCGUCAUUUUACACCAGAGGUAUUCAAGGAGUUCCCCCGCGGCCCACCUCGGACUCAGAGCGUCGGGGCCACUGGUCCUCUUCGGGCUACCAGCCUUCUCCCAGUACCCAGCCGUCUUACAGAAGUAGUGGUUCCAGUUUACCUCUUAUGCACAAUCUCUUAUCCCAUGGCCAGGAACAACAUAAACAAACCCCUCCGAGUGAAAACAUAAUUCCAGUUGUUGAUUUGAAUUGCACAUCUCAGAAGAGGCACAGAGAUUUUCAAGACCUUGACGACAGUCCCAAGAAAAUGUGUCUUUCGACUAUGAAUUCUGGCCAAGCACAGACACCAAAGCCAACUGUGGGCCGCUCACUGAGCGCAAUGCUGACUCCGCUCUCAAAGACGCAUUCGUUAGCCUUGGAACGGUCCCCCGAAACCUCAAAUCGCCUUCUUUGCAGAAGACCAUCUUCGGGCCAAUCGCCGUGCUUGGAACUGUCAUCAGCGAUUAAUCCCGCCCAGUCAUCCUGUGCAUCCACGUCACUCAAACCUUGUAUAAAGAAUCGGCCAAUGAUGGGAGUAAAGCAAUCCUUUUUAAAGCACACCCAGGAUGACAUCUUGAAGUUAAGAUCACCUUCAAAAAGUCUGGAUGAAGAGAGUUUGAAGCAGUCGGUUCCCCUGGAGGACACGGGUGGUGCCCCUCGUGUUCAGCCAGGCACCAACAAGUCCGUUCAUACUGACGCCAGUACCUCAGGCGUACCAGCCAACGCCGUGAGCAGAGGCGAUCACACAGAGGAGAGCAGGAAACCGGGCACCAGCACUCCCAAACAUUGCUCAAAAACAAGUACGGCGGAGCGAAAUAAAACAUCCCGACUGCGAAGGCCUGUUGCGAUCCCGAACGAUCUAGAUGAGCUUUUCACUCCGGAUCCUCUGACGUAUGUUGUCAGCUCUGGCCAUAAGACCCCGAAGCUGGCCGGGAUCAAAUCCCCCUCCUCAGAGAACAGCAGUUCGUCCAGCACUGUGAACCACUGCAGUCUUCCGACUAAUGGAUCCUCCUGUCGAAUGACGAGUUCACACAUGGCAGACACCAAAGUGUUAUCCCAGUCGUCGGCUCAUCACGCAAAAGCCACCGUGCCGACUGUGGCUUUAGUGCGGGUAAAACUUGAACCCUUAAAAUACACAUGCCCAAAAGACUCCAAAAAGAGCCCCCUCACUUCUUCAGUUAAGAAGCCGAAAGAGGACAUUCUAAAAUCGGACGACAAGCCCACACCUCUCCUCCCGAACCAAGGGAGACGCGGUGAGUUAGAGACCGGCCCCGCAACCUCCACGUCUCACUGCUCUCGUCUUCUACCGCUGGAGAGGCGAGCGAGUGAAGGGCGCCGGAGGCCGGCGAGCGAAGACGACCCAAUCGACCUGGACCUGGACCUGGGCCUGAGCUUUGCGGUAGAUAUGGAUCUAACCCAGAGCUCCCAAAGCAGUGAGGAGGAGCAGCUUCUCUCCUUGCAGGAGAUGAUGGAGCGUGUCAGCAAGCCUCCAGCCACGCCAGGGAAGUGGGCUUUCUCAGAGCCGGGCACACCCGGACAUGACAGCAGCCCGUCGAAAACUCAGCCGUUGCCAGCCACAAAGUUGGGCAUUUACAAGAACAAUCUCGACCAGAUGCUGGAGGAAAUCAACAUCAAUAAAAGAGCUAAAGAGAUUGAGACACAACUUCUAACUGCGUGUCAGGAGGACCUGCUGAGGAUAGCUGAAUAUGAGGAGGCGGAGGAGAACCGGGAGGAGGGCGUCUCCAGUGAACAAAAGGAAUUCCUGCAGCGCUACUCUUUGAUGUCCAACGCAAUCAGAGAAGUACCUCCGGGAGAAGCAGUGUUCAACCUGGAGAGAUUUGGCCAGAUCUUUGACGAGGAGACGCUGCAGCUCAGACGCUGCACGGUCAACCCACAGGGCAUGGCGCAGAAAACGCUUCUUUGGUCCAGUCCUGCCCAACUCAGGUUGCAUCUAAAUAUCGGAUUGUUCCAGGAAGCUUACGAUUGUCGCUCGCCCUGUCCAACUCAGGUUACCCGUUUCCUGUUCAAGAUGAUGUCAGUCCAUAGUGAGAGGCUGGUCUGUGAAAAGAUACUCCAGGCUCUCUGCGACAUCGCCUGCACUGCUGCUUAUCAGAUAGUGAAAAAUGAAAGCCAGCAGUUUAAAGUUUGGGUGCCCAGUUUAGCUGAUGUGGCGCUGGUUCUGUUGAAUAUGGGAGUUUCGUUCGUUACUCUUUUCCCUUUUGAAAAUCUGCAGCCUCCCUUCACCGAGGGAGAUCUGCUUGAGGACAUUCAUAUCAAAAGUGAGAGUCCCUCCAGUAAGAAGGAACCAAAAACUUUCCCUGAACACAACAUCAACAACAUCUUGACGUACCUGUCUUACUGCAUGGGCCUCUGUCCACGAGUGUACAGCGACGACGAGCUGCUGCUGCUGCUGACCGUGGUGGGGAAGGUGGGCCUGGACUCGCGGCUCCUCCUCACGUCGAGUACCGAGCUGUACCCUCUGCAGUGCAAAAUCGUCAACAACGUGAGGGACUGGGACACCAUGCUGCCACGAAUCUGCAUGAACCUUAGUGAUCUGACAGAUGACCACCACAACAUGUGCCUGCUAGUUCAGCUGCUUCCUCAAAACACGCGUGGGAAACAACUGCGUCGACAUCUGAGCCUGUCCAUGAUCUCGAAGCUGUUGAACGGAACGUGCACCUACAGGCCGAAAGAAACCGAGUUUGAGCUCUCUGAUCUGAGGCCCUUCCUGCCCCGGAUGCAGCCCUCCGCGCUACUCCGAAGCAUGUUGAGUCAGAGAAAUAAAGAGGAGGACGUAGCCACCUUAGACCAACAGUCCUACUACCUCUGCUAUAGCCUUCUGACUUUGGCAAAUGAAGCGUCAAACUAUCCAUUCUUCCCAGCUAAUCAAAAGACACAGCUGCUGUCUAUGUGCUCCGAGCUGGAAACGCACGUUAAGUGUGACAUCAGAGAGAGUGAGAAAUGUCUUUAUCGGAGCAAGGUGAAGGACCUCGUGGCCAGGAUCUACACCAAGUGGCAGAUGCUCCUUCAGAGGACCAGGCCUCUCCAUGGCAAGUUGUAUGAUUAUUGGCAGCCUUUGCCUGUUGAUACAUUGACGAGCAGCCAAGAGGAGUAUGAGAUGGACAACAGCGAUGAUGGAGAGGGGCCAGUGUUCCAGGAGGAAGAAGAGAGACCCAAUGACGCCGAACAGAUUUUGAUCAUUGACGAGGACGAGGACGAGGAAGACGAUACAACGGAUGACACAAACGAGACCGAGAACUACAUGACGGCAGAAGAAACGUUAGGAGACGAUACAAAGGAGGAAACGCAUGAGACCGGGGACGACAUGACGGCAGAUGACAUGUUUGGAGAUGAUAAAAAGGAGGAAACCAAUGAGACCAGGGGCGACCUGACUUCAGAUGACAUGUUAGGAGAUGAUAAAAAGGAGGAAAUCAAUGAGACCGGGGACGACAUGACUGCAGAAGACAUGUUUGGCGACGAUACAAAGGAGGAAAGGCAUGAGACGGGGGACGACAUGACUGCAGAAGACAUGUUUGGAGACAAUACAAAGGAGGAAACGCAUGAGACGGGGGGUGACAUGACUGCAGAAGACAUGUUUGGAGACGAUACAAAGGAGGAAACGCAUGAGACGGGGGACGACAUGACUGCAGAAGACAUGUUUGGAGACGAUACAAAGGAGGAAACGCAUGAGACCGGGGCCGACAUGACUUCAGAUGACAUGUUAGGAGAUGAUAAAAAGGAGGAAACGCAUGAGACGGGGGGUGACAUGACUGCAGAAGACAUGUUUGGAGACGAUACAAAGGAGGAAACGCAUGAGACCCGGGCCGACAUGACUUCAGAUGACAUGUUAGGAGAUGAUAAAAAGGAGGAAACGCAUGAGACCGGGGACGACAUGACUGCAGAAGACAUGUUUGGAGACGAUACAAAGGAGGAAACGUGUGAGACCAGGGACGACAUGACUGCAGAAGACAUGUCAGGAGACGAUACAAAAGAGAAAACCAAUGAGACCGGCGAGAACGACAUGAGGCAAGAAGAGUUGUGCGAAGAGAUGGAGCCUAAAGAACAGGAGCAAACGGAGGCUGGAGGCGAGGCACGUAGUCAGGUGGUGUCUGGAAAAGAACCUGUUUGAGACCUGAGAAGCUUCUCACUUCAACCAAGUCGCAGCAUGUGACUUGGUGUCAUUUUAUUCAUCAUCGGCUCUUGGAUUAUUCUUAAGCCCAAUUUGCACAUUUCCUCUCCCCCUCCAUCCUUAACCCCCCCCCCCCAAGUUUCAUCUUCAGUCCAAAUACUAUUUGUAUAUUUAUGAAUAAAAACAUUUUAGAAGAGAGCACAAAGUGAGUGUUGCUCACAAAGAAAAAUCUUGUUUUUUAUAUAUUGAUAAAUAUUAUGUGAAUGACUUCUAUUUGUGAAUGUUUUAACUUCUUUAGUUCUGUUCUGUAUGUUGCUGCUCUGAAGUGCUGUGUUUAAAAAGAGGGAUUCUUUCACCUCCUUUUUGUGCUGUUGUUAAUUUAGAGAAUUUAAGUCAUUUCUCGCUGUGUAACUGUGCUAAUGGGAAGCUCAUGUACCACUUUCUUCUACAAAACAGCCUCAAGUGUAAACGUGUCACACACUGUUCAAAAUCUACUCCCCUAUGCAACAGUUUUACUGAAAGUUAAAUUCAUUUUUAGAAACCAAGACGGUGAUGAGAUUUGCCUACAGCAGGUUUUUUCCCCCAGGUCCGUCUGGUCAUAGCAGGAAAGGUACAGGAAUUGACCAAUGCCAGUAAGCAAGAAUGGUGUGACUGAAAGCCAAGGACUUCAAUGGAAUACGGCCAUCAUUUUAAUAUUCACACCUGUGCUUGUCUUAUUGUGACGUACUAUUAAAGUAACUGUAAAUAGUUUCAGCAUACACAUAAUCUUGUUUUUGAUUCACUGUUGUAAUUUCACUGUUUUGUUGGAUGUGUGCAAUUUUUCAUAUUCCCCCUUUGGGAGAAUUUUUGUUUUAAAUUAUAAAUACUUUGUUUUGUUUUUUUAUAGCUGUUGCCAAAAAAAUAACGUUGUGGACAAAAUAAAGAAUAUGGUCAAUAUUUUGCCUUACUGA